AUGGGUGAAACUCGUCCCAACGGAGAACCACCGAUCGCUGGACCGUUCCACCAGUCCCAGAAGGGAGACUGCACAGUUUUCGUCGAGCAUCAAAACGGUCCUAUUGAAUUGAAGUGUGUUCUGCUCGUCUCUAGGCCCGGAGUUUUGCCUUUUGGAUCUCCUGAAUCCUUGAGCUGGAGGCUUGUUUCAGUUGCCGAGCCUUAUAAGGCUUUCUUCGAGGCUGCCUUGGUCUGGUGCAGGCGCAAAUUGGCAAUACCUAAGGCUAGAAUUGAAGACUGUGCACUUGUGAUUCUUUUCAUUCGCCGAACCAGUCUUUUGAAGCAACUCAUCCAGGAUGACUCUACUAUUUUCAGCAACAUCAACGCUGCCGCUUACUGUAGCACUUGA
Molecule: messenger RNA, 387 nt
Organism: Aspergillus niger
Lineage: Eukaryota; Fungi; Ascomycota; Eurotiomycetes; Eurotiales; Aspergillaceae
Exons: 3
Coding region: 1-387 (128 amino acids)
Source: RefSeq, a predicted model, not a curated record